AUGCUCUUGACGAUGCUGCUUGCUGAGCGCCUUCCUCCGUUACUCACUGAACGACUGGUACAAUGUUGCUACGCCGAUACUGUACGCUACGCGACGGUGGUGGCUCGAUUACCAUUACUCAUACGGGGAUACAACAAUACUCCUAUACCCGGCAUCACGUCAAAGCGGCAUCUCCUCGCCCAAACAAAGCACCUCUUCCUCGAGUACGAGUGGCCGGAAGCUAAGUCUGCACCGGCGAGCGCGGGUAUACUACCUCAAUCGCUCGGCGCAAUUGCAACAAUCACCAGAUGGGUGUCAUCCGCCAUCGGCAUCGCGGACCAGCCGGAUACGUGGACUCUCCCUAGUUCACCUCCAAAGCCGCGGCAGCUGUUCCAAACCGGAUACAAAGCGAAUAUCGAUCGAGAUUGGGAGGAGCAAGGGUCGCAGGAGGCUGAUGAGCUGUGGGAGGCGAUGAGGGUGAUCAGAGGCGGGAGGGGGUACGAGGGGCAGGUAUUCAACAGUCUCCGGACUUGGGCGGUAAAUGUUUACGGGGGCGAGGCGUGCGAUAAGCGGUGGGGUGCCCUCGCGGAGAGCGUCAGCUACAAUGACGUAUCGCGGGCCGUCCGUUCGUCACGCGUCCCUCGGUAUCCAUUCACACUUGUCCCCUCAAUUAUCCCUACACCCUCUUCCUCAUCGGCGAGCCAACUCGCUGGUACAUCCACGCCCCGCCGAGCAGUUGACGAGGCGGCACGACGGGGCCGCGAGCUGGGUGCUGGCAGGGCUCGCAUGAUUCUGGAAUCGCCCCGAGGCGGUCUGAGGGCAAUGUCAAGAAGCCAAGUAGCUGGUGGCGAGGUUUGGUAUCGGAUCAAGGUUGUAGCUGUACAAGUGAGGAAGAUGUACAUGAUUGUGAGCAAGGUGAAUGAGAGGCAGAGAGGCGGGUGGAAACCAGUGAAAACCGCCACCGGCCACUCGGCGCCGGCCCGGACCGGAGCACUGAGCGGGGAAAGAGCGGUUCACGAGGCCCUGCUGCUGAACCGCCCCAGCGAGCAGUUGACGCCGACGACGAAGUUACGUGACAACUCGGCCGCUAUCCGGCUCCCCUUCUACGACCCGCCUUGCGUCCGCCUGACACUUUACGAAUCGCAAGCUGAUCGUAUGAGCGAGCGGUGGAUCCGAGGGUUUGGAGGGCUAGCCACCUUUUGGUUGCAGUGUGCUGCUAGAGCCUGCUCCGCCCGCCGAGUGGUGAUGUAUGUGGAUCGAGAGGGGUGCGACGUCCGACGCGGUGCCCAGGCGCUCAUGAUGACCGGCCGACAGUGGGCAGGGGCAAGUGUCCCGAAGAGCGACCGCUGGCUCAGUGUCACUCAUCGAGUGAGCGGGGUCCGAGGGGUAGCCGACCGAAAGCUGAGCGGUUCUCCGAGUAGGGUGGGGAGUGCUCGGCGGGGAGGUGAGGGUGAGGAGGGAAGAUGGUUGUUGAUUGAUGAGUUUGUGUGGACGGAGGGGAUGAUGGAGGGAAGAGUAAAGUCGGCGGCGGGCGACGGCCGCCAAGGAUGCCGCCCAUGCGGACCGGCAGAAGAGCAACAGCUCGUCCACCUCGUCUCUUCCCUUUGCCCGCCGAAAGCCCGAGGACGAGUCGAGGGUGCGGAGGGGAUGUUGUGGCGGGAGUUGGUUGAGGAGGACGACGGUGGCGGAGAAAGACUGGGUGUACUGCUUGACCUUUGGCCUGCGCGCGGACCGACCAUUGACCCGAGCACCUGGCGUCGAGGGGGAUGGGGAGGAUUUGGUGCGGUCGAUCCGGAAUCCGGAGGGGGAGCGGUCAAAGGCGGCGCAGAUGAUAGGGAGGGCGUCGACAUUGUCGAGAUACGCGAGCAGCUGAUGCCCUGGACCGAGUACCAUCGUGGCGGACGAGCAGGGCGGCGUUUGCUCCGUAGACCCAACGAAAGAGGUGGGGGACGCCCGGUUCUGCCUGCCGAGCGUGGGCAGAUGAGGCGGGAGUGGGCUUAUUGGCCCCGUUGGAGGGGUCGGAAGAUGGAGAGCGCGGAGCUGGUCGAUGGUUUCCGGGGUGAUCUCCCGCCUUUGCCUCCAGCCGCAGGUCAGGUCACGCCCAGGCUUGACUCUGGUCCGAGCGCUCCACCGGUGAUGGGUCCGCCUCGCCAAACGGGACGUUGGGGUACGCGCUGA
Messenger RNA from Dioszegia hungarica, 2157 nucleotides. RefSeq lists its product as uncharacterized. The record is from RefSeq and is a predicted model, not a curated record. The transcript is spliced from 7 exons. Lineage: Eukaryota; Fungi; Basidiomycota; Tremellomycetes; Tremellales; Bulleribasidiaceae. The coding region runs from base 1 to 2157 and encodes 718 amino acids.